AUGGCGACUUUCACAGCUCUAAAUGGGUCAUCGCCCAGGCCAACUGAGAUCUCCAAUGGUGCUCGGGAGCCUGAACGCGGAAACGGACAGUCUGCUGGUCCAGACCCGAGAUCCGCUAGUGAUGUUGCAGUCAGCCAGAGAGAACGGGACCGGGAAAACUGGGGCACUUCGACCCGUGAAAGGCUUCCGUAUCCUACGGCAAAUUACCACGAUGCUGAACCUGCCCCAAAACGGAUGCGGGCAGAUUCCGAUUCUCACUCUCCCAGGCGAGAGCACAGGCCUUCACCCAUUCCUACCGAGCGACCCGAAAAGUUUGAAAGAACAGAAAGAACUCCUAUUGAACGACCCGAGAGGUUCGAAAGAACGGAAAGAAUGGAGAGAAUGGAGAGGCCCGAGGUAACAGAGAAGGCCGAGCAGUACGAACCUUCACGGCCUCAGUCGAACUCCCAUGACCGCUAUCCGUCUCCCCAGAAGGAAGGGUAUCGUAGUUACGAAAACCGUGACAGCGAUGACCGAUGGCGCUCUCAGCAGGCCAGAAGUGAGAGGAACGCAAGCUACGAUGCAGCUUAUUCGGCCGGACCAGUAUCCGGCCAGUCCGAGGAGCCCAUGGGCGAACACAUGCGCAGAGCGACCAGUCAAGCAGACAGCGGCGACUACGAUAAUCAGAGCCCCGAUGGCGACGACAACCGGUACUCGGAUCAGUAUACCCCUGAGCAGCGCAGAGAUGGCACCGUUCAGUCUGAUCCCAAGAAGCGGAAGCGCAAUUUCAGCAAUCGGACGAAAACCGGCUGCCUGACUUGCAGACGGCGGAAAAAGAAGUGUGAUGAGACCAAGCCUCAGUGUACCAACUGCAUCAAGGGUUCAUUCCAAUGUGCCGGUUACCCACCACAGAGGGGUAACUGGCAGAAGCCCGAGAGCAAACCAGCCCAAGUCACCAUCGAGUCCAAGGAUCCCAACUAUGUCCCUCCUGGAGCAUAUGGGAUGCCGCAGCAACCGAUCCCUCCUUAUACCAGCAACACUGCCCCGAUACUGAGCCAACCAAAGCAGCGCGAGCCUUUCCCGAUGGCGCGUGGGCAGCAACCCACUCUCCGCAUCACACCCCCUCAAGGACGGCCUCUUCAAAGCGACGACGACCGGCUCACGGCAUCAACUCUUCCUAGUGCAUCGGUUAUUAGCCCAGACAACAAACUGUCUGCCCUGUCAGCUUAUCCUUCAAACGUUUUCCCCACACCCAUCAGUGCCCGGACACCCCUAAGAGAGUACGCGAGAGUGCCACCGCUCCAUGACUUGACGAGGACGGACCCUGACCAUCAACCACCACCUCCACCACCGCCUCCUCAAAGCGCCAUUUCCGCACAUCCUCCAUACAAUCUUCAUGGUAGUCGAACGGACACGCCAACAUCAGCGGUUCAGCCUCUAAUCACGUCUCAGCCACCAUCAAGUGCCGUACAGGCGACUGCGCAGCUAGCACUAUCCCAUGCGCAGUCACAUACUCCGUCCAGCGCUACCGUGCCCCACGUGCGGAGGGAGAAAGAUGAGAUGAUCAGUGGCCGAGCCUUUUAUCCAUUCGACAAGGAGCUUGUGCUAGAACGCGAGAGAUGCAAUGCAGCUUGUUGGAGAUUCAAUAACUCGACCAACCCUAGCAUUGGCGUAUCACCUGCUGAACGCGCACGACUUUUUAAGGAGAUCUUGCACCCACGCGAAGGUGUUCAGUUAACGCCCAACCAACUAUCACCCAUAGGCCGUAUUGGUCAUGUUGGUGAACACGUUUCGGUCGAGGCCCCGUUCAACUGUGACUAUGGGUACAACAUCUCCAUUGGCAACAACGUGUCUAUCGGCCGGAACUGCCUGAUCACCGACUCUUGCGAGGUACGCAUUGGCCACAACGUCAUUAUCAGCCCGAAUGUCAACAUCUACACAAACAGCUGCUACACAGACUGGAGGCGCCGUGACGGAAACAGGGGUGCGCAGUUUGGCAAGCCAGUCAUCAUUGAUGACGAUGUCUGGAUUGCUGCAAAUGUGGUCAUUUUGCCUGGUGUGAAAAUCGGAAGGGGGACGUUGCUCCUUACAGCAUCUACAUCGGACGGAAAGCAAGCAUGCACCGAGGCAUUCCAGCUUGAUGCUGUUAUUGUCUGGUCUCACUGUGAUGGGCUCGACAGACGGCUGUGUGUCCCCACGCCUCCUACCGCGAUCAGACCUCGAUCUACUUAUGUACUGGUCUUUCCAACCAACCACGGACUGCAGUUUCCAACCAGCGGAUGAAACCCGUCUCUGUUUAUUUCUCGCAUAUGUUUACCGUUAUUUCCAUUUUAUUAUCUUACUCCUCUCUAUCUCCUCUAAUUACUACUUGUCACAUUUAUGUGUGGGGGCGAAUGGAUCGAUCGGCGGGAGGGUGGUUCGAAAGGAAACAUGGGUUUGGAUCAGGAAGAAUGGAUGGAAUGGGAUGGGAAAGGACAGGACAGAGAAGAACGACACGCCGCUACGAUCAAAUUGCCAGGAUGUCGUUCGAAAAUCGAAGAAGCAUCAUUAUCACCAUCCUCACGACUUUUAUCUACGUCAUGCCAUGUUUCUACGAAGGAGGUGUCCCAGCGAGCGAGCGAAUCUGGAUGAACGAAACGAGUGCCUACGGAGGGGUGGUUCCAGGUUGGUUGACUUUAUCUUGCGGUUUCGGCUAUCUGCGACUUUAAUAGCACUAUAUACC
Neurospora tetraspora is the source of this 2701-nucleotide messenger RNA. RefSeq lists its product as uncharacterized. Lineage: Eukaryota; Fungi; Ascomycota; Sordariomycetes; Sordariales; Sordariaceae. Gene Ontology annotation, biological process: regulation of DNA-templated transcription. The record is from RefSeq and is a predicted model, not a curated record. Bases 1 to 2262 code for a protein of 753 amino acids. The transcript is spliced from 3 exons. Gene Ontology annotation, molecular function: acetyltransferase activity; DNA-binding transcription factor activity, RNA polymerase II-specific; zinc ion binding.